This is a messenger RNA of Cervus elaphus (red deer), 1605 nucleotides long. RefSeq names its product tripartite motif-containing protein 54-like. The transcript has 6 exons. Lineage: Eukaryota; Metazoa; Chordata; Mammalia; Artiodactyla; Cervidae. Gene Ontology annotation, molecular function: zinc ion binding. The record is from RefSeq and is a predicted model, not a curated record. The coding region runs from base 1 to 1605 and encodes 534 amino acids.
AUGUGUCUCAUCACACCCGUCCCCCUCAGCCUCACUGGGACCUUGCCUUUUGGACAUCAAACUGCCACCUGCACCACUCAGGAUUCAGGGGUCCCAGGACCCCCAUACCCUGAGCCCUCCGGCAAUGUUGUCACCCUUCCCUUGGUGACAUCCAUUCUCCUGGGUCUACCCAAGGGGAAUCUUUCUCUGUGUGGCUUCCUGGGGCCCAGGCCAAGUGACAGCGAGAGUCUGGAUGCAGACUGCUGCCUCCCUGACCCACCUGCUGUUGACUGCCAGAUCCUGGGAGGCAGGGGUGGCUUCUCAUUAAAGUCUGAUCCCCCAUCCCAGCAGGAGCCUGGCACAGAGGUGGUGUCCAAGGUGGACACAGGCAGGGAAGACUCUGCCACAGGAAGAGGGAGUGGAGAAGCCUGGCAGAGGCUGGCCGCCGGGGAGAGGCAGACAGCUGAGGACGCCAUGGAGGCCCUGGGUGCGGUCCUGUCCUGCCCCGUGUGCAUGGAGCUGUUUACGCCCCCGGUGCUGCUCCUCUCCUGCUCCCACAACUUCUGCAAAAGGUGCCUGGAGCUGAUCCUGGUGAGCCAGAACUGUGCCCACGUCAACGGACAGAUCUGCUGCCCAGUGUGCAGAAAAGUCAUUUAUUUGAGGGGAAGGGGAACAGACGGCUUGCAGAGGAACAUCCUGGCUGAAAACAUACUGGAGAAGUUUAAGGAAGAACUUGAGACGCUUCGCACCAAGGAGCAAAAUCAACUUGCUCAGACAUGUGAAAAGCAUGGAGAAAGUGUGAAUCUGAUGUGCCUAAGUGAUGAAGAACCAAUAUGUGGAAUAUGCAAGCUCUUUGGGGACCACAAGUCUCACCCAGUAGCCAAGAUUUCUGAUGCCUAUGCAGAGAGGAAAGUGAACUUUGCUACGGAUAUUCAGCUGGUGCUGAAGAAAUCUGAGAGCACGGCACAGGCAGUGCAGGACAUGAAGAAGCUCAUCAGAGAACUCUCUACCAGCGCCGCUGACACACUCGCCAUGAUUGAUGCCAUUGGAGACAGCCUGCUCAGUGGCAUCAGACGUCGGAUUGCCACCUUGAAAAAGCAACUGGAGAGUGAGCACUGCUCCAAGCUGGAGAAGUUACAGCUGGUUGCCCGGGAACUUGAAGCCCCCCUAAAGCUUUACCAGCAGAUGAAGAUGCUCCUGCAGCAUCAUGCUAACGCAGUGCAAUUUCUCCGCGAGUAUAAAAGGCUCAAGGGGGAGAUGGAGAGACUCUUGGAGGGCAGCGUGUCCCCCCCAGUCCCCACCAAGGACACUAUUUCCAUCAGGCGCUAUUUUGAAGAGCUCAUUAGAGGAAUAGACAUCACUGCCUUUACCCCGCCUGAAACUGACCAAGUGCCGGCCAGCAUGGCUGGGCUCCAAGAGGCCUGGCAGGCAGGCUGUGCCAUGCAGGGCCGUCUGUCGCAACAAAUGCUUGAGGAUACUUUGUGCAAGGCAGUGUCGGGCUCAGUGCCAAAACCAAAUCAAGAGGCAGAGCUUCCUAGGAACCCAUCUCAUGCUUACUCUCCUUUCUCCACUAGCAUGUCCUCAGUACAAGGAAGUGAGAUUGGGUCUAGAGAAUCAACCGUGUAA